GCGGGGCGCGGGGCGAUGGAAGCGGAUGAGCUGCGCGUGGGGUUCGUGGGCGCCGGAAGGAUGGCGGGGGGCCUCGGCCGGGGGCUGCUGCGGGCAGGGAAGGUCCCUGCCAGCAACAUCGUUGUCAGCGCUCCCUCGGACCGCAAUCUGGCAGAGUGGCGGGAGUGGGGCUGUCGCACCACACACUGCAACCUGGAGGUACUUCAGGAGAGCACGGUGGUGUUCUUGGCCACCAAGCCCCACGUGCUGCCCACAGUUCUGCAGGAGCUGCGUCCUGCUGUCACCUCCCAGCACCUCCUCAUCUCGCUGGCAGCUGGUGUCAGCCUGCAGAAGCUGCAGCGGCUGCUCCCCACGGGGACGAAGGUGCUGCGCCUGAUGCCCAACCUGCCCUGCGUGCUGCAGGUGGGAGCUGCUGUGUUCUCCCGUGGCAGUGGGGUUGGGGAUGGGGAUGCAGCACUGCUGCAGUCCCUGCUGUCCCCAUGUGGGCUGUGUGAGGAGGUUCCCGAGUCCUACAUCAACAUCCACACUGGACUCAGUGGCAGUGGCGUUGCCUAUGUGUACCUGUUCGCUGAAGCCAUGGCCGAGGGGGCUGUGAAGAUGGGGAUGCCGGGGGCUCUGGCCAGUAGGAUUGCAGCCCAGACGCUGCUGGGAGCAGCGAAGAUGCUGUUGGAGACAGGUGAGCACCCAGCAAAGCUGCGUGGGGACGUCUGCACACCUGGUGGGACCACCAUCCAUGGGUUGUACCAACUGGAGAAGGGAGCAUUGAGGGCCACCGUCAUGAAUGCAGUGCAAGCAGCCACUGAGCGGGCGAGCGAAAUGGGAGAGGAUUAAGAGACAUCCCAUCUCAUCCUGUGGUAGUGGGGACCACAGCUCUUGGUGCCACCAAACCGAAGCUUGGCACCACCAAAGUGAAGGCUGUUGGUCCCAGACUAAAACAUGGUGCUACCAAACUGAAGCAUGGUGACCCCCAAACUGAAGCAACCAAACCGAAGCCUAGUGACCCUAGACUGAAGCAUUGAUGACAGCAAACCAAAGCACAGUGAUCCCAAAGUGGAGGUUGGUGACCCCAGACUCAAGCAUGGUGACACCAAACUGAAGAAUGGUGCCACCAAACCAAAUCAUGUUGGCCAGCAAACCGAAGCUUGGUGACACCAGACUGAAGUAUGGUGAUCCCAAACUGAAGCCACCAGACCAAAACUUGGCGACCCCAGACUAAAUCCCUAAAGGGUCCUUGAGCCUUUUGGGAGAUCCUGGCUGGAGGUGGGAAAUGCUGAAGGUGUGACCACCAUGGAGUGGGACCUAAUAAAGGUGGGCAGUGUGGUGGCA
Molecule: messenger RNA, 1326 nt
Organism: Meleagris gallopavo (turkey)
Lineage: Eukaryota; Metazoa; Chordata; Aves; Galliformes; Phasianidae
Gene: PYCR3
Product: pyrroline-5-carboxylate reductase 3
Biological process (GO): L-proline biosynthetic process
Molecular function (GO): pyrroline-5-carboxylate reductase activity
Source: RefSeq, a predicted model, not a curated record